This is a messenger RNA of Prunus persica (peach), 576 nucleotides long. Its product is annotated as non-specific lipid-transfer protein 2. Gene Ontology annotation, biological process: lipid transport. Bases 93 to 389 code for a protein of 98 amino acids. Lineage: Eukaryota; Viridiplantae; Streptophyta; Magnoliopsida; Rosales; Rosaceae. The record is from RefSeq and is a predicted model, not a curated record. The transcript has a single exon.
AGAAGGAGUACUUCCCAAAUGCACCAUACUCCCUCUCUCUAAUCUCUCUCUUUCUCUCUCAUAAAUUAUUAACUAGUGCACAUUGAAUUAAGAUGAUGAAGUUGUCAUAUUCAGGCGUGGCCCUGUGUGUGGUGGUGAUGGUGGCAGUGAUGCUAAGUGAAGAGGCAAGGAUGGCAGAGGCAGUGACAUGCAGCCCAGUGCAGUUGAGCCCAUGCUUGGGCCCAAUAAAUUCAGGGUCACCUCCUUCAACCACAUGCUGCCAGAAACUGAGGGAGCAGAGGCCUUGCCUUUGUGGAUAUCUCAAGAACCCAAGCCUCAGGCAAUAUGUCAACAGCCCCAACGCCAGAAAACUUGCUUCCAACUGUGGUGUUCCCGUCCCUCAAUGUUAAAUCAUUUUCCAAUAUCAGUCACUUUCUUCUGAAUCCUGUUCAUCAUGAAGAAGCAGUUUUAUAAUAUAUAUAAUUAUAUGUAAUAAGAAUGAUGACUUAGUUGAUGUCUUUCUUCAAGACCAGCAAUCAUUGUACCAUGAGAAUACUGGGGUUUUAAAUGAAUAAAAUAAGUUAGCAUUUACCAAUA